ACCACUCGCUGGGAUGUAACGUCGAAGAUAGAGCCACCAAUUGGGUGAGCGGGUGGUAAUCGGGGCGUGUCAUCGGACUUACCUGGGGGCAGAGCGGACCUGGAAGGCAGGAACAAAAACCUUCGAGAUGAUGCUGAGGGACCGGGUAGAUCAAUGAACAAACAGGUGACGGAUGUUCAAGUUGAUUGUUGGGCAAAGUCGAGGCAAACACGACCACUCAUAUACAGUAAGUUAAAGGACUGGUGUCAAAGCCACUUGAUGCACUAGCCUUGCUUCUUGGGAAAGAGGCUCCUGAGCAAACCAGACAGACUGUCCUGUCCUUCCGCGGCUUCUGCAGAUGUCAGGCAAGAUGGCUGCCGACACGCCCGUGAGGACAGAGCAGGAGGAGCUGCAGGGGAGGGCCAACCAGGUGACAGAUGAGUCCCUGGAGAGUACCCGUCGUAUGAUGCAGCUAGUAGAGGAGAGCAAAGAUUCAGGAAUCCGGGCCCUGGUCAUGCUGGACGAACAAGGAGAGCAACUGGAGCGGAUUGAGGAGGGCCUGGACCAGAUCAACUCGGAUAUGAAGGAGGCUGAAAAGAACCUCACAGACCUGGGCAAAUGCUGCGGUCUGUGCUCCUGUGAUAAGCUGAAGGACUUUGAGGAGAGCGGGGCCUAUAAGAAGGUGUGGGGGAACAACCAGGAUGGGGUGGUGUCCGGCCAGCCGUCCUCACGCGUGGUGGAUGAGAGAGAGCAGAUGAUCAUGAGCGGAGGCUACAUAAGCAAGGUGACAAAUGAUGCACGCGAAGAUGAGAUGGAGGAGAAUCUGGGACAUGUAGGCAGCAUUAUAGGCAACCUGAAGAGCAUGGCACUGGACAUGGGCAAUGAGAUCGACACACAGAAUGUCCAGAUUGACCGCAUUCAGGGCAAGGCCAUUCUCAAUGUAUCCCGCAUCGAUGCUGCCAAUCAGAAAGCUAACAAUCUAAUGAAGAGAUAAAGAGGAAGAUUGUCCGUCUCUGCUGUGUGAUCUGAUCUACUCCCUGUCGUUCUGUGCCAAUAUGCGUUCAGUGACCGUUCACCCACAUAGAAAAUCUGCCAAAUGAUCGUGUAUGCCUUAUCCUAAAGCCUGAGCAGCAGGGUACACAUCAUUUUUCAUACCUGGCUCUACAUUAACCCUAGCCUGUUUGCCAGUCUCUGUUCAGCUAUUACAUUCCACUCUUUGUACUCCAUGUCAUAUGUCACAUGACAAAAAAAGAGUACAAGAAGUGGAACGCUACAGAGACUGACGCUACAGAGACUACCCAGAUACCAAGCCUGUACCACACUGCUGCCAUCUGUUGGCUAGAUUAUUUUCUAGAAACUAGAUACACAUCCCCUUCGCUCUUUCACUAUCCUCCCUCGGGUCCUCUUUUGAUGCCCGUCCUCUAUGGAGCCAGAUACCUGCCAUAAGAUUGAACGUACAGUACCAGUGAAAAGUUUGGACACACCUACUCAUUCAAGGGCUUUUCUUUAUUUUUACUAUUUACUACAUUGUAGAAUAAUAGUGAAGACAUCAAAACUAUGAAAUAACACAUGGAAUCAUGUAGUAACCAGAGAAUCUUCAAAGUAGCCACCCUUUGCCGUGAUGACAGCUUUGCACACUCUUGGCAUUCUCUUAACCAGUUUCAUGAGGAAAAUGCGUUUCCAACAGUCUUGAAGGAGUUCCCACAUAUGCUGAGCACUUGUUGGCUGCUUUUCCUUCACUCGGUCCAACUCAUCCCAAACCAUCUCAAUUGGGUUGAGGUUAGGUGAUUGUGGAGGCUAGGUCAUCUGAUGUAGCACUCCAUCACUCUCCUUCUUGGUGAAAUAGCCCUUACACAGCCUGGAGGUGUGUUCGGUCCUGUUGAAAAACAAAUGAUAGUCCCACUAAGCGCAAACCAGAUGAGAUGGCGUAUAACUGCAGAAUACUGUGGUAGCCAUGCUGGUUAAGUGUGCCUAGAAUUCUAAAUAAAUCACCUACAGUGUCACCAGCAAAGCACCCCCACACCAUCACACCUCCUUGCUUCACGGUGGGAAACACACAUGUAGAGAUCCACUCACCUACUCCGCGUCUCACAAAGACACAGCGGUUGGAACCAAAAAUCUCAUAUUUGUACUCAUCAGACCAAAGGACAGAUUUCCACCAGUCUAAUGUCCAUUGCUCGUGUUUCUUGGCCCAAGCAAGUCUCUUAUUCUUAUUGGUGUCCUUUAGUAGUGGUUUCUUUGCAGCAAUUCGACCAUGAAUGCCUGAUUCACUCAGUCUCCUCUGAACAGUUGAUGUUGAUAUGUGUCUGUUACUUGAACUCUGUGAAGAAUUUAUUUGGGCUGCAAUUUCUGAGGCUUGUGACUCUAAAGAACUUAUUCUCUGCAGCAGAGGUAACUCUGGGUCUUCCUUACCUGUGGCGGUCCUCGUGAGAGCCAGUUUCGUCAUAACGCUUGAUGGUUUUUGCAACCGCACUUGAAGAAACUUUCAAAGUUUUCUGUAUUGACUGACCUUCAUGUCUUAAUUAAAGCAAUGAUGGACUGUUGUUUCUCUUUGCUUAUUUGAGCCUUCCUUGCCAUAAUAUGGACUUGGUCUUUUGCCAAAUAGGGCUAUCUUCUGUAUAUCACCCCUACCUUGGCACAACACAACUGAUUGGCUCAAACGCAUUAAGAAGGAAAGAAAUUCCACAAAUUGACUUUUAGCAAGGCACACUUAUUCAUUGAAAUGCAUUCCAGGUGACUACCUCAUGAACUUGGUUGACAGAAUGCCAAGAGUGCGCAAAGCUGUCAUCAAGGCAAAGGAUGGCUACUUUGAAGAGUCAAAAAUAUAUUUUGAUUUGUUUAACACUUUUUUGGUUACUACAUGAUUCCGUAUGUGUUAUUUCAUAGUUUUGAUUUAUUCUACAAUGUAGAA
Salvelinus fontinalis (brook trout) is the source of this 2890-nucleotide messenger RNA. Its product is annotated as synaptosomal-associated protein 25-like. Gene Ontology annotation, molecular function: voltage-gated potassium channel activity; SNAP receptor activity; syntaxin-1 binding. Gene Ontology annotation, biological process: synaptic vesicle priming; synaptic vesicle fusion to presynaptic active zone membrane; exocytosis. The record is from RefSeq and is a predicted model, not a curated record. The coding region runs from base 338 to 973 and encodes 211 amino acids. Lineage: Eukaryota; Metazoa; Chordata; Actinopteri; Salmoniformes; Salmonidae. The transcript is spliced from 8 exons. Gene Ontology annotation, cellular component: SNARE complex; plasma membrane.